GGUUAGUAGUUGGAUUUAAUUAUUGAAAUGACCACCAUUCAAUAAUUCUUAUUGGUCAGUUUUCGACUGUGAUAGGACAAAAGACUUUAUGUUAAGGAAGACGUACCGCUUACAAAUAACUUAAGAGUACAGUUCACGAUUAAUUCAAUUCCUGGUAAGCAAAAUAUGAUACACACGUACUCAGAGAAUUCUAAGACCGGUCAGCCAUCAAUCCACUUCCAACCAUGGUCUUCGUCUCUUCCGGAAAGUAAUAAUCUGCACAAUAACAGCACACCAAAAAUAAUUGAUUCAGAAACAUUUGUGAUGCACCGUGAAAGAUUUCUGAAUGCAUAUGAGGAAUCACAGAAUAAUUUAGAAGCUUAUUUAGCCAAUAAUAUAUGUAUUCGUCCAUUUGAUCUAUGCCCUCAUACACUACCAAUGCAUCUUCCUACUUUGAAUGAUUAUCAUUCAUCAGAACAUAUAGGAUAUCAUGCCAGUCAAAUGGAUACAAAGUUCAUCAACCGCUUCUCCGAUUAUUCGACAGAUAAAACUUCUCAUACAGCUAUUAAUACUGGUAUAAAUAACAAUUUUCUGUGUGAUAGCGUUAAUGAUACUCGACAUUCUCAAACAAAGUCUAACUUCAUGCAGGCAGGACUGAAUUUAAGUAAUCAUUUGAAAAGUACUGAAUAUAGACAAAAGCAGCAAGGUAAGUCAACAGCAGCAGAAAAUGAUCCUAAUCAAAUAAAUAACAUGUUAGGACCUUAUUCACUACAAGACAAUAAUGUUGUUACUGAUGAGGAUAGUAAACGGGAAUCUAAACCGCCAAGUGCUAGCCUUAAUUUGUCUCCAUAUGCAGCGCAUCAUUUUCAUUUGUACAAAGAAAAUCAUAAUUCAUUUGCAAAGUUUACUGAGGUAACUAAGACUACAGCAGAAUCUAAUAUGUCAGCAUGUACACAGUCUCAUAUUUCAAACGAUCAGUUCUCAUCGUAUGCCUUUCAUCAGCAAAAAAGAAACAAUUUUCUAGUCCCCUAUUCAAUAAAUUCACCGAUUGGUGAAAAAUCUCUCGUGUAUAAUAAUAUCAAACAUUCAACCCCAAUGAAUCCUAUGCUUUGUUAUCAGCCGCAACAAUUACAAUCACAUCACAAUAAGAACUUUGAUAUGAUAAAUUCAAACAAAUUCGUAACGAGUACAAAUCAUUCAAGCGUCAACGUUCAAGAUACUUCAGUGAAACCACCUUAUUCAUAUAUUGCGCUUAUUGCAAUGGCUAUAUCAUCACAACAGGAUGGGAAAGCAACACUAAAUGGAAUUUAUCGAUAUAUCAUGGAUAAUUAUCCUUACUAUCGUGAAAAUAAACAAGGUUGGCAGAAUUCUAUACGACAUAAUCUCAGUUUGAAUGAUUGUUUCAUCAAGGUGCCCAGAGAUGAUAAGAAACCGGGGAAAGGCUCAUUUUGGACUUUACAUCCAGAAGCGCAUGGAAUGUUCGAUAAUGGUUCGUAUUUACGACGUAAACGCCGUUUUAAAACUGACCUAACAUCAAAUGAACGUUACUGUAGUAUGAAAAAACGUAGUUUCAUUGAAGAUAGUGUACUAAGAUCAAUUCGGAAAAAUUUGAUCAAAAAGAAUUCAGAUGAUAAAAGAAUAAAUUCCAGUAAUAUAAAUGAGGUAGAGAGAAACAAUGGAGUAGAAGAUGAAAACGGUGACAAUGAUGGGGAAUUGGAUGAUUUUAAUGAGGAUAGUAAUAACAGCAACCUUGGAGAUAAAAGUAAAGACAAUACAAAAUCGUCAACUUUCGAAAUUCCGCUAAUACCAAAAUUAAAUUAUCCACCUAAUUCAAAUACAUAUCAGACAGUGAACAUCUUCGAUGGUGUUACUACUAUUACUAACGCUGCUGCUGCUGCUACCACUACAUCUGUAUGUUUGACAACAACGACUUCAAGUAUCACAUAUCAUCCACUUUUAUGCUUACAACGCCAAGUUGUGGCUCAAUCAGGUUUAGUUAACAAGUCAUUCGAAGUGAAAAAUUCUGAUGAUGACAUUCAAGAUCAACAAAUUCAUGUAAAUUUAAAUACAUCAAUGAAGUUCACGGAUGAAUAUCAUUCUAGUGAUAACUAUUAUUCGUUGAGUAGUACUACUGAUACAUUCAAACCUUACACCAUGCUAAGAAUCUCAGAUGAAUCUCUUCAUAGAAAUGAGGUUGAUAAACGAACUGUGAAAGAUACUGAUGUUCAACAAGAACUUAAUCAAAACUAUGCAAGCAGUUGUCAAGGUUACUUGUUCCUAAACUUACAACAAAACAAAACAGCUACAAAUUGUUACUUGAAUAAUGGAGGGUGGGAAGAUUUAUCAAAGACUAACACAAAUGAAAUUAAUACAAGAACAUCUUGUGAAAUAACUAAUCGAAAUCCAGCUAUUUUGACCAGUGAGGUUGAGUUUCAUAAAAAGUUACCUCUUUCUAAUACAAAUGUACAAUUUUCAUUGUCACCAUUUUAUUCGAAGAGUAAGGAGUACUGUGAACAAACAUUUUGGUCAAAUGGUGAGGAUUUAAAACUCGAUUCAUGGGAUAAUUCAUCGAAGGUUAAUGCUUAUGAACCUAGUAAUUCACUGGUUAACAAUCAUUCUUCGUGCUCACGAUCACCAGUUAAUGAAUCUGGCUGUCAAAGUACGGGUGAAACUGUUCUUAAUCAACCGGAAUGUCCUCAGAAUAUACAGUACAAUGCACAACAAGAGCAGGUAUCACGUGAAUAUAUAUUAGCACCACUUCAAUCCAUGAAAAUGGCAGCAGCCGCUUUUGCAUGGCAAGCAAGUUUAGCUACCCGACAACAGAAUAUUCAUUAUAACAAUGAUCUUGGUGUUAAUUAUGAAACACUAUGGAAUCGUUGCACUCCAAAUAAUGUUGAGUGUUUAACACAAGAGGUGAAUGAGGGAAGAAUUGUUGAUAAUGUUGAAAAACCACGGACUACAUGGUAUUCAAUAUGUAGUGAAUCUAUAGGACAGACUACUCACAGAAAUAUAGAAUCCACAUUUGAAGAUCUGAAGCUACAAGGUAUGCAUGAAUCAUCAUCAUCAUCGUCACGUUCAUCAACUAGUGGAGAUUCAUUAGUUGGAUUAAAUGAAACCGACUUCAAUUUAACCACUUCAAGUCAGUCACCGAACAGAUUAUUAAAAUACGAUCAGCCUUUAGGUUGAAUCAUUGAACUGAGUUAAUAUAUCAAUAUAAUGCUGUUUUCAUAAUCCAUUUUAACACUGAUGAUAAAAUUAACAGUCAAGGCUGAAAAGUCUUAUCACAAUGAGUCAUCAUGAAUUAUGGUUUAAAUCUUAAUGUCGGUUUCCUUCUCACUACCUUAAUGAGUACUUUAUUUCGCAUACUUAGUACAAGAUACAUAUUAUAUAUAUAAUGCUACAUACAUAUAACUGAUUUGGCUAUUAGUAAGGUGUUAACUGCAAAUAACAUAUGGCGCCUACUUCUCUUAUUACACACUGUACAUGUCUGUCACUAUCACAAGUAGUUUUCGAAUAAAACUGAUAUUAUUCCUCAAUG
Messenger RNA from Heterobilharzia americana, 3517 nucleotides. The record is from the annotation of a GenBank genome assembly. Lineage: Eukaryota; Metazoa; Platyhelminthes; Trematoda; Strigeidida; Schistosomatidae.